Lodderomyces margitis is the source of this 1248-nucleotide messenger RNA. Its product is annotated as proteasome regulatory particle lid subunit. Gene Ontology annotation, cellular component: proteasome regulatory particle, lid subcomplex; nucleus; cytosol. Gene Ontology annotation, molecular function: structural molecule activity. Bases 1 to 1248 code for a protein of 415 amino acids. The transcript has a single exon. NCBI's taxonomy places the organism in Eukaryota, Fungi, Ascomycota, Pichiomycetes, Serinales, Debaryomycetaceae. Gene Ontology annotation, biological process: ubiquitin-dependent protein catabolic process. The record is from RefSeq and is a predicted model, not a curated record.
AUGUCAGCAAUGGAUAUAGAUUCAAACGACGUCUCCACAGUCUUAGCCACCAUAAGACUGGAGCUAGAUAAUGCCGACUUGAUUUCCUUGUUUUAUCAAUUGGAAGAUUAUUACGAACGUAAAUUAUGGCAUCAAUUAACCCAACAAUUGGAUGAGCUUUACUACAACUUCAGCCAACAAGAUCAAAUCUCCACUGGGUUGAAACACAAGAUAUACACGCAAUUCAUUCAACAAUUUACCAUGAAGUUGAAUUUAAUUAAAGUGGUUGAUUUCUUGAUUGCUUCGGGAUUCAAUAACGAAACGACAUUGGAGAAGUUGAUCAACUUGAAACAAGAAUACAUCAAAUAUAUCAAACGCGAGAAUAACUUUAAGGAUAACGAAGAUGGCACUGAAGAUCCUGAUUUUAUUACACUUGUUGCCAAUGAUGAAUCAGUAAUUUAUAUUGAUUUGCAAAUCAGUCGUUAUUACUUGUACCUCAACCAAUUUGAACAAUGUGAUGCAACAAUGAGUAAAAUUGAACUGAAGUUUGACAACUUGAAUAAUGAUUUAAGUGCUAAAAUCAAUGCUGCUUAUUAUUUAACCAAAUCAAUCGAAUUUAAAUUACAUGAAAACUACAAUGCCUACUAUACCAACGGAUUAUUACACCUUUCUUCAGUACCUUCAUUAACUUCAGAAGAGAAGGUCAAGUUAUGUUAUGAUUUAUGUAUUGCGGCAUUGUUGGGUGAUAAAGUUUACAACUUCGGUGAGUUAAUUUUGCAUGAUAUCUUGCAAGAAAUUGCCUCCGAUGCAUCGCCCUACAACUGGUUAUACCAUUUGAUUCAUGCAUUGAAUGCCGGUGAUUUAUCAAACUUCAACCAUUGGUUAUCAAUUGCAUUUACUAAAUCACCUCAAUUGCUGCUGCAUCAAGUGUUUAUUAAGCAAAAGAUUAUAAUUAUGGCAUUAUUGGAAUUGAUUUCAACAAAAUCAACUACAAACAAACGCAUUAGUUUUAAGGAAAUUAGUGAUUUUACGGGAACGCCAUUGAAUGACGUUGAACAUUUGGUUAUCAAAUGCUUUUCAUUGAAGUUGAUUCAAGGGUACAUUAACCAAAUCGAUCAGGUCUUGGUGAUUACUUGGUUACAACCAAGAAUAUUGAAUUUAAAACAAGUUCACACCUUGUACACUCAUUUGGUUGAUUGGGAUCAUAAAGUUGAACAAUUGGGUAAUCUCGUGUACCAAAGUGGAGGAACAGUCUGGGCUGGUAUAUAA